UGCCUAAAUACAAGCUUGCAAAGAUUUGCUUACUCUUGCAAAUGUCUCUCUGUACAGGGGGCCCGUGAGGCAUUUUUUUCAAUGAAAUAAAAAAGGAGGUAGUGAGGCAGAAAUGCUGCUUUCAGCGUUUCUCUGACAGAAAAAAUAAGCUUGCUGUCUGUUUUCUACACUUACUUUUGCAUUUGCCAGUGGAUGCAUUGCCAACUAUAUUUGGCUGCUCCAACUAUAGCUAUGAAUAAAACGACUGUGUAUGAAUUUACUGUUGAAACUCUAGAUCAUGUUGAAAUAUCACUGGAAAAGUACCAAGGCAAAGUACUUCUAAUCACCAAUGUGGCAACCUUCUGAGACUCAACUACUGAGCAGUACCACCAACUGAAUGCACUAAUGGGCCGUUUAGCAGGAACAGAUUUCACUGUUUUGGGAUUUCCCUGUAACCAAUUUGGUCUCCAAAGUCCAGAGAACAGUGAAGAAAUUCUGAAUUUGCUGAAACAUGUCAGACCAGGUAAUGGAUUUGUGCCACGCUUUCCAAUAUUUGGCAAAACUGAAGUAAAUGGAGGCAAUGGAUCCCCCUUGUACAAAUUCCUUAAGGAAUCCUGCCCUUUCAUAAAUCCAAGCUUGGGAGACCGAAAUAAGUUAUACUGGACUCCGCUUACAGUGAAUGACAUACGGUGGAAUUUUGAAAAAUUCCUAAUUGAUGGUUAUGGAGUACCAUACAGCAGGCAAGAGAAGUUUGUUCAAAAAGUAGUGGAGAUGUGUGAUAAACAAAACAUGAUGGAGACAGAGAUUUAUAUGCUGAUUAAGAUUGUUUCUGGUGUUAGUGGGAAUAUUGCACUUGCAAAUAUUUAUGAGAUCAAGGACAACCAGGUCUCCAUUAGCAUUGUAGACUAG
This is a messenger RNA of Protopterus annectens (West African lungfish), 888 nucleotides long. RefSeq names its product glutathione peroxidase 3-like. Gene Ontology annotation, molecular function: glutathione peroxidase activity. The record is from RefSeq and is a predicted model, not a curated record. The coding region runs from base 385 to 888 and encodes 167 amino acids. Gene Ontology annotation, biological process: response to oxidative stress. The transcript is spliced from 5 exons. NCBI's taxonomy places the organism in Eukaryota, Metazoa, Chordata, Ceratodontiformes, Protopteridae.